Molecule: messenger RNA, 1251 nt
Organism: Lycium barbarum (goji berry)
Lineage: Eukaryota; Viridiplantae; Streptophyta; Magnoliopsida; Solanales; Solanaceae
Product: derlin-2.2
Exons: 6
Coding region: 242-982 (246 amino acids)
Biological process (GO): endoplasmic reticulum unfolded protein response
Cellular component (GO): Hrd1p ubiquitin ligase ERAD-L complex; endoplasmic reticulum membrane
Molecular function (GO): misfolded protein binding; ubiquitin-specific protease binding
Source: RefSeq, a predicted model, not a curated record
AAACUACAAUCCUAUAAAAGUUACAAAUACCAUUUCAUUCGUGCUUUCUUUGUUUGCCAUUCAUCUUUGAUUUCCUUUAGCUAAAUAUUUAAAAAUACGAUCGCAUACAUAUAUACAUAUUAUAUGCAUAUGCGUGUAUAUAUAUUUGAAAUCUUGAAUUGAUCAAUUUUCAGAUAACUUAGAGGUGUUCUCAGUUGGGUUGUUAGGGUAUUUCUGGAAAGUUUCUAUUUUGUGUAAAAGAAUGGCACAAGCUGUGGAAGAAUGGUAUAAACAGAUGCCAAUUAUUACGCGUUCGUAUCUUACUGCUGCAAUUGUAACAACUAUUGGUUGUUCUCUUGAGAUUAUAUCUCCAUAUAACUUGUACCUGAACCCCAAGUUGGUGGUGAAGCAUUACCAGGUCUGGCGCCUGAUUACAAAUUUUCUCUACUUCCGGAAGAUGGACUUGGACUUUCUGUUUCACAUGUUUUUCCUAGCUCGGUACUGCAAGCUUCUAGAAGAGAACUCCUUCAGGGGAAGGACUGCAGAUUUCUUCUAUAUGCUCUUGUUUGGUGCCACUGUUUUAACAGGAAUUGUUCUUGUCGGGGGGAUGAUACCUUAUGUCUCAGAGUCAUUUGCAAAGAUCAUCUUCCUAAGCAAUUCACUGACGUUUAUGAUGGUUUAUGUAUGGAGCAAGCAAAAUCCGUUUAUCCACAUGAGUUUUUUGGGUCUCUUUACUUUCACAGCAGCUUACCUCCCAUGGGUUCUUUUGGGCUUCUCUGUGCUUGUUGGGGCCAGUGCUUGGGUGGAUCUACUGGGAAUGAUUGCAGGCCAUGCUUAUUAUUUCCUAGAAGAUGUCUAUCCACGAAUGACUGGUCGUAGACCCCUGAAAACACCAGCAAUUAUCAAAGCAUUGUUUGCUGAUGAGCCAGUAGUGGUGGCUCGGCCUGCUAAUGUUCGCUUUGCUGCUCCUCCUGUUGAUGAAGUUCCACAAAACCUGAGAUAAUUUUAUAAGUAAACCAGUGGCACUGGCUACAGUUUCUGUAAAUUGACCUAGAUAUUUUGUUGGAGGGAAUCAAGGUUAUAGUUGGUCUUGUCGAUGAUGAUUGUGCUAGUUACUAUCCCGUCUUCAUUCCUUGUCAAAUUGUUGGUGUGUUGUUUACACUUUGCAAUUUGGGUUUGAAGAUGCUUUUUGUAAUUUAGACCUGGAUUGGAGUAUUGCUGGCUGCUAGAGAAAAUUUGCCUAUCUAACAGAAAUUCAUUCGUUAGUGUAUA